Closterium sp. NIES-67 is the source of this 633-nucleotide messenger RNA. NCBI's taxonomy places the organism in Eukaryota, Viridiplantae, Streptophyta, Zygnematophyceae, Desmidiales, Closteriaceae. The record is from the annotation of a GenBank genome assembly.
UGGAAGAGGAGGUGUACAUGGUUCAACCACCUGGCUAUGAGGAUGGAACCAGUCGUGUCUGCAAACUUAACAAGGCCAUCUAUGGCUUGAAGCAGGCCCCGAGAUGCUGGUACAACAGGCUGGCCAGUGCACUGGAAGGGAUUGGAUUCCGUGCGAGUGCAUGCGACGAAAGCCUAUUCCUGAUGGGCGAGGGGGAGUCGCUUGUGCUUCUGCUGGUGUACGUGGAUGACAUCCUGCUCUUCAGCAGCAGUGACAAGGAGAUCGAUGUGGUGCAGCGGAAGCUCACAGAGCAGUUCAAGUGCAAGUCACUUGGAGAGGCAAGGUACUACCUGGGAAUGCACAUUGAGCGGGAUACUGAACGUGGCUGGCUCAAACUGCAUCAGGGACAGUACAUCAACACCUUGGCUGAGAAGUACUCUCUGCAGGAAGAACGGGAAGUGGUUACACCUUUGCCUUCCGAGUUCAAACUCAUAAAGGCAGCUGAAGGAGAAGGAGUUGAAAGUGAAGACCAGAGGAAAUUCCAAUCCAUGAUGUGCUUGGAUUGUGCAUGACAUCGAGCACAUUCCAACGAGCCAAUAAUUGUUGGAAUCGGAGCACAUAUGAAGAAGUUACGAAGAAAUGUUUGAUGGAUUU